Molecule: messenger RNA, 920 nt
Organism: Bombus terrestris (buff-tailed bumblebee)
Lineage: Eukaryota; Metazoa; Arthropoda; Insecta; Hymenoptera; Apidae
Product: histidine-rich glycoprotein-like
Exons: 1
Coding region: 87-830 (247 amino acids)
Source: RefSeq, a predicted model, not a curated record
UGGUUGCCGGAUUAAUCAUACCGAACGCAGCGUCGGAGUCGAACGUAUCGAUUGUAUCGAUCGAAUUCCGACCGAUCAGCACCGCUAUGAAGUCUCGUUUAGCGAUUUGUCUAUUGUUCGCUUGUAUCGUCUGUCAGUUGAGCUCGGUCGUUGCGCGAGAGAUCUACAAGGAAGACGAUGAUCUAGCUGUGGCAGCCUCCCAUCAUCAUCAUCAUCACGAAGAGGGUGAUGGUGGAGAGCAUCAUUCUGAUCAUCACAGCAAUCACGGUGAUAAGGGUGAGAAAGGCUACAAGUCGUCUCACCAUCAAGAGAAAGGGGAAAAGGGACAUCAUGACAAAGAUCAUCACAGUGGUCAUUACGACGAGGGUGAAGGUCACAAGAAGAGUCAUCAUCAUGACGAUGGUUAUUAUUCUGAACACCAUAAAGGAGAAAAGGGGGAGAAAGGACACAAAUUCCACGAAGAAGGUCACUAUGGGAAAGGACACAAGACGAAGGGACACCACGAAGUUCAUAAAUUAGACGAAUUUAAGAAGGACAAAGAAUUCUUCGAUGAACACCAUGAUUCUGGACACCAUGAAGAUCAUGGUGGUCAUUACCACGAACAUGGUCACAAGAAGGGUGGACACUUUAAGAAGGGACAUCAUGAUCACGGAGAUCACGAGGAUCAUUAUGGAAAGAAAGGACAUUAUGAAAAGGGACACCAUCAUCACGAUGAUAAAGGACAUAAGAGCGAAGGUGGGCACGAUGAGCAUCAUAGUCAUCACUCUCAUCAUGGCAAGAAAGGAGGACACGAUGAUCACAAGUCGUGGGGAUUCAAGAAAGGGCAUUAAGCAUGAUUCUUAUUGAUUGUUAUGUUUGUUGAACAUCGUGUUAUGUUGAUCUUUGUAUCCGAUCGAAAUAAAUACAAUUUCUAAAAGAAA